AACCGGAUCAACCUAGGCCUUUUAAAAAGACCAGCAGGCGGACAAAACUGUGAUAUGCAAAGGUGUCAAGAGUAGAGGUGAGUGUAACAACAAACAGAUUCAGUAUAAAUCAGUCCAUUUUCUUGAUGGAGUCACUCUCAGCAGUGUCCCUGUUGACUCUGGGUUAGAGGUUCUUUGGUUUUCCUUAUUAGCUGAUUUGAACAACACUCUCCAGCACUUUUAUUAUGGAAAAGAAAUUGAUCAUGUGACCAAAUAUUAAGGAGAUGGGCAUCAAUUCAUGAAGUCUGUGAAGGUUAGAAGCUCGUGGGUGAAUGGGUUAGACAUUUAUUUCUAAAACAGAAACAUUUUUCACUCUUGAAAGUGAAUUUGGUCUGUCAUAAGUUUUAUUAGAAUUGUGUUCAGACCAAAAAAAGAUCUUUUUAAAUUUGUUUUAUACAUCAUUUGUGGCAUCUAUGAGCUACACGAGUCCACCAGGGAGGGCUGGGGUGGAGAGUGAGGGGAGUAGUAUGGAUACAGCUCAACUUACCCCAUUCACGGGAUAAGUUGACCCUAGGAUACCACUUUUUUUGGCAUGCUAUAUUAUUAAGACAGUUAUGUUUGCACUCAUUCUAUUGGUUUGCAGGGAUGCACAACAUCUUGAAAUAUAUGCAGAUAUACUAGUUAGAGACAAAACUAUGAUUGACUUGAUGUAGUGAUCCAAAAUAUGAAAAAUGGCUCAUCUUACCCCACUCUCCCCUAUCUGCAAGCUGAGCUGUUGGUCAGUGAUUCGCUGUGGUUCUUCCUUUUUAUGCAUUGAAUGUUAUCAUUUUGUCUGGCAUAUUUUUAUGUCUUAAUCACAAUGGAAACACAAAUAUCUCAGGAGUAACCGUGACACAAAGGUUGCUUCAAUAUAUUUUGAAGCAAAAAAAAAGUCAACAAAAAUAGUAAAAUGUGCAAAUAAUCACUCAAAAUGCAUAUAUUAUGGUGCAAAUUGAGCUGAGUGUGAAGAAACUUUAAAUUUAUGGUGUGAAAUUUUGGAAUUUGAUUUGUACAAAUGAAUCUAAAACAUGCACAUCCUUUCUAAGCCAAAAGGUGGCAGCAGCAACAUUGUGUCUCAGUGCACUGCCUCUAUGUCAGUCAAACAUGUUUGCUCUAUUCAGGCUUUUAUUGCUGCAGGUGACUUCAGGUGUUAUAUAAUCUUCACCUGAGAUUUUAAGGGCAAACUGCGAGUAAAAACCUGUUUCCACUGACCAAUUAAAGCUUGAAUUGCAUAUCCUUGUAGGUGUAAUUGUUCAUAUACAGACUUGUAAUGUGUUUUACUGCUUCUUUGGUAACUUGAGUUCAGUAAAGUCCUGAACUUUGCAAGUUAAAGCUUCACAAAUGUAUAGCAGUUGUUUAUUUUCUGCAGAUUGAAAGUUCUAGGUGUCAGUUUUUUGUGAUAAAGAAUGCUUAGUAAUACAGGAAAGGGUAUUUUUUCUUCCAAAAGUUGCUCAGAACAGGUAAAAACAUAAUCCAACGUCAGUAAAGCAGUGAGAAAUGUCUUUAAGAUGUGUGUUCUUCUAUUUUAAGCUUUCCUUCAGGAUUGAAUCACAGUCUGACCUCGUGUCUUGAUGGUCAUCUUCAGCUACUUAACCUCAGAGCCUUUUCUGUCAGUAACUUUGUUUAGUGCUGUGGGGGGGCGCUCUGUCCUCCUGUGCAGAAAGCUGGAUUGAUAGAAGCACCAUUAGCUUAAAAACCAGGAGAGCACCUCUCCAUCCAUAUUCUGUCAAACAGUUUAAACCUUAGACAUCCUUCAUAGCAAUGUAGCUGUAAUUCAAAAAGAUGACUUAAGCUGUUAAUGAGAAAUCUGGCAACAGUUAUGCAUUCAUUAAUCUUAAUUCCUCUCACCCAGAGCAAGGAUUUUUUUUAAUGUGUUGUAAGACAGGACUUUAUGUUGAACAUUAAACACGUUUGAUUAUUUCCUUAUGUUCGAUGGAACCUGACUUAGGGUUCUGGGUUCUGGCUUUAGGGAAUAAUAGCUGAGCGCUAAUCGAGGAAAUUAACAUUUUCUGUGGCCCACUUGUAAAACAGAUAUGAGUGCUCAAAUAAAAUCAGAGGGCUGCUUUAUUAAACAAAGAAACUUCUUUUUGCAUAAGAAUCCCAUACUCUGUUAACUUGCGCAUAUUUUCUCCAAAGUUCUGUUAAAAAAAAGAAAAAAAGAUUAUCUUUUAUGCACAUAUUGACUUUGGUAGACAGCUAACAGCAGAUAUCUGUGAUCUUUUGGUCCUCAGGCUGCUCUGAGGUGGAAAUCACUUGCAAAUGCAAGCAAAAACUGUACCAUAAGAGAUAGACCUUGUAAGACUGACCUUGCAUAAUCACAUUCUGCAUGUGUUACAACAGCAUGGGUCUGUAGGAGAAGAGUCCACCGGCCUCUCUGUAGUCCAGCAUAUCCCCUACUGAAAACAUUUGGCAUAUCAAGAAUUGGAAAAGUCAAAAAAGUUGACUCUGAACUGUUAUGCAGCUUAAAUCCUACACCAGGCAAAUAUGGGACCAUUUUUAACUUGCAGAUCUCCACAAAUUGGCUGCAAAGGUUCCUAAAAGUCUACAUGCUCCUGUCCAAAUUUUCUGAAAUGUGUUGCCAACACCAAGUACAGAUUUUUCACAAGACAAAACAAAUGAGAAAAUUCCAAAAUCUGACUUGUUGCAUUAUUUACUAUUAAAAUCUCCCCAUCUUCUUCAGUCUUUGUCAACUUCUUGUUGUUUUCUUUCUAGUGAGACUUCUUCCUUUUGCAAAUAAAACACUAAUACAGUGUAGACACAUUGCACGCACUGGAAUAAUCUGUCCAUUCUCAAACGUAACACAAUCUACUCAUUUAAAACUAUUUCUAUCAAUACUUUGCUGUAAAUAUAGUUUCCAACAACACCACAAGCAUCAACAUACAUCUCUCCCUCAGGCUCAUUACUGCACCGUGUCCCAGAGAACAGCACACGCUCUAUGUUUGGAGAUUCCUAAUGGCGCCAUAAUGGGAGUCAUGUGGAUCUCCUCUCUGCAGGAAGACGCUGGGAAAAAAAUUCUCCUCUGUCCUUUACAAACAUGUCUUUGCACUGGUGAGGACCGGCAUUGGGCAUGACAGCCAGGAGAGGUAAUUGAUGCAUGAUACCACACCAGAAGGGGAUUCGACUUCUGCUGAGAACAAGCAUGGAGCAAUUUGUUGUUGUGUAACCUUCUGCACUGAAAACGGUGAGUGUUUACUUGGAGUUUCCCAUUUCAAAACUUUGCGUGUGUAACUUUUUAACCACAUUAAAUAAAUAGUUUGCUAACCACUGUAAUUUAUCAAGUGUAUGUAUCCGCUGUGUAUCUACUGCGUAUGCUGAGAAGUAUAAUGUGUUCUUAAGGUCAGGGUGUAGCAGGGUGUUUGAAAACCUGCCAAAAGACAAAAUUACGGGGAAGGAAGUUUCGUAAAUGCCGUGAGAAAAUUAUACCAGCCCACACAUAUCUCGAGAGCUCCCUGGAAAGGACCUGCAGUCAGAUUCAACCUUACUGUAACGUCUUCUGCCGUUGCAGGUUGGCAGAGUCAUGCAUGUUCAAACAUACAUCUUGAUUGAAUCCCAAUGAAGUGAAGAGUCACCCUGAAAACAUCUGCAUCUUUCAUGAUGAUGAUAGUUUGUAAGUAAUUCCUCCUGACCUUUUCCUUUCUAUUGAUGUGCCACUCCUAGACGUGAAGGAUAAUGUCGUCUUUCUUUGUGUUCGUUUCAAAGGGUUUAUUGUGCUCGUUUUCUGCCCCGGUCCACUGAGAACCCAGCUGGGCACUACCCCCAACAUCAAACACAUCGUGGUCGGACGGUGUUACAAUUACAUCACGCUGGUUAACCCCGAUUUGAGGUAAAGUUCAAAACCAUGACCUUUGACAGGUGUCAAAACCUGAAAGACUGGCACUGGUUUUGAUUUGACAAUGAAUAACGAUUUUCUUUGCUUCAACAGAAAGACAAACAAGAUAGUGCAGAACAGAGGCUCGUCUUUUAUAUCAUGUUAUAUCUCAUGAGAAGGUUUGGCUUAAAUAGCAGGACUUUUUUUAUAAUUGGGUUCACUGAUAUUUGCUUGGUUUUCUUUGGAAACAAACCUCCGGUAAAUCUCAAUCCAGGUGUAUUUAGAGAUUAGUUCCUCAUUUUUGUUGGGUCAUAAAAGGCUUUUGAUAACAAUCAUUCAGGCAACGUUAAACAUUGAUAGCUGAGCGUCUUUUGAAAUCUCGAUCAACUUUGAACAAAGACGGUGAGUUCUUAAGACUUGCCAGGGAAUCCAAAAUGCAACCAUUGAAUAAUUUUAUCACUCGAUUUCUUACUCAUCAUCCGUUGGUGUUUAAAAACUUGAUUUAACACCUCCUGACCGGUCAAAACCCCAUCACAACAGUUGCCAGGGACAGCUAGAUCAAAUCUAACCCAAUCAAUUCGUGGGUAGGAAUCUUGCACAGUUUUAAAGUUCAUGAUUUGAUCUCUUCCUGUUGACAGUGUGGCAAAAAUGUCAGUUUUCAACAUUUGUUUUAAAAACGCCAAACUUUGAAGUCGACAGAGACAGAAAAGCCACAAAGAAACUAGCGAGGAAAGUUACAAAAGAUGAGGAGCUGAGUUGAGGGGUCAUCUACCAAACUGAAGAAAACAGACAAAAAGCAACCAUAAAUUGCAACUUCAAAAGAAACCCCAAUAGAAAGUAACUGGUAAAGGGUCCUGAACUGGUGCUGUUUUCGUGAAGAAUACCAACCGAAAAAAUUCUCAUAAUCUGUCAGAAAAAUGAAACUGCAUCUGACUUGCAGCCAGCUGAGAAGAACGACAGAGACAGUGGACUUCUUUUUCUUCAAUAUCUUUUACUUGCAAGGAGUCUGACUGAGGAAUUCAGAUUUUUACACAUCCUUUAUGCAGUCGAGAAACAGACACUCCUGCCCACUAACAUCAUCUCACAAGUGGCAUGACAUUACAACGGUAUCCAAACAGGGUACAGGUUGCAGCUGUGGUCCGUACUGGGAGAACAAAGAAAGCUUAGUUCAUCAUCAGGUUCCUGCUUAUCAGUUCAAUGUCACACUGCUGGGAAAACAACCUGUGAGUGAAAUUGUAGCUUUCAUUUAGUUGCAUGGCUUCAGGUGAAAUGUAUCAGUUCCAACUCCAAGGCCGUACUUCUCCUUUCCCAUGCUCAUUAAAAAGAAACAGAUAUGACUCUGCAAGCGUUCACACCAAGUGAGUUUCAGUAAAUGAUGACUAACAUACUAAUAUAAUGAUAAAAUACACAUGUGAUAGCAUUCAUAUACAAUUUUGCUUUUGUAAUCUGACAGUACCAUGUUUGUAUCUGAGGUUGACAGCUGGGUAGUAAAGGGGAUGAUGUAUAGUGAGUGGGUUGUUAUGCAAAAUAACAAGAAAGUCUAACCCUAUUCAGGAUUGUUGCAUAACUACUCACACACUUUGAAUUGUCCCUUACCAGGAGUCAAUAUGUCUAUUUCAGUUCUCUGGAGGCAAAGUCAUGAUAUCUUAAUCCAAAGUAUGUUUAGUAUGUACUUUAAAAACUGUAAUUUACCUGCAAAUAUUCACAACCGUAACAAGAAAAUACUGGUGUUUUCAGUCUGGAAGUUAUGGAUGGGAUUUACAUGCAGCUGCGGACCAAGAGUGUGUCAAAAUUCAGGUUUUCCUUUAUAUGUUUGAACACCAUUUUGGAGUCCAUUUGAAGUUACGUUAAUGUGGAAUAUUUAAUAAUAAUAAUAAUAAUAAUACAUUUUAUUUGAAGCGCCUUUCACGUCACUCAAGGACACUUUACAGAACAUAUAAAAACAAUAAUAAAACACUAUUAACAAUUAAAAUCAUUAAUCAUCAAACAGUUAAAAUCAACAAAGCAACAUUAAAACAUGAACAACAGCAAAGGAAUAAAUAAAGAAAUGAAUAAUAGCAAUUGAAAUUUAAUUUAUUUGUCAUUUUUCUUGUGUUUUAUUUGGAGGCAUGACUGCGAGGUCAUCUGGAGACAUUUUGAGGAGGCAGUUGUCCGUCAGUCCUCUUGUAAUGUGACGGUGGAGGAUUAUAACAAGAUGUUUUACGCCAUACCACAGACCUGGCCCUGUGACAGGGUGAGAAAAAAAACUGUUUUUGAGAAUUUUUCUGUAGAUACCAAAUGAAUACAACUGAUCAGCUCUCUGUUUUCAUGUCUUUCUGUUCAGUCUCUGUUCUGGAGUAAAACCAGGACGCUGAUGCACAGCUAUGCCGCCGUUAAUCCUCAGUUUUGGACUCUGGAGGACACACUGGUUGGCUACAUGUUCAAUGACCUUAUCUGGUGUGGACAAGAGGAGGACUCAGGUAUAUCUGUUCUGACUUUGACCCUACAGGAAAACAUCAUGUUUGGGCUGCAGAAACUAUCUGCACUUUAGUGAUUUCAGACAGAUAUUUAUCACAGAUUAACCCCACUGACCGCAUGAAAUGUCUCAGGUCAUGUGACUGAUAUCACAAACUUACAUAUCAUCAUUUGGUCAUUUCACAACUAAAGCACUUCAGACUCUUCUGUAGGCAUUGGUGGUGCCCAAAACAGAGCACACAAUAAAGAGAAUAUGCAAGUAUUUUGCUAGGUGGUUGCAGGCUUUACUAAGAAUGUGCAUUAAUGUUGCAUGGUCGUAAAUCAGCACACAGCUGCUGUCCAAAAUUAAAGAAAAAUUGAAGGUGUUAAUCUUGUGUGAAAAGCUUCUGCAAGGAAGUGAAACUGUCUUUUAUAACCUCGACAACAGAAAGUCAAACCCAAUGACAUUAUGCUGUCUUGAAUAUGUUUUUUAAUGGGGGGACUUUGUCGCUCUGGGAUUUGAAUUGAACAUCAUCGCUCAGGCAGCUGCAGCUGUGCUCCCAUAUGUUCAGCAUGCUUCUGAAUUUUUCAUUACAGAUGUAGCGCUGAGUGAUUAAACUGCAUGAUGCGUGAACUGAGCUUGUUUCUGUUAACAUUCAUUCAUGUCUUAUUUAACAAUCAUAAAGCUGAUAUGAUUCCUUCAGAGGAUAAAUGUGGAUUUGAUUCACAGGUUUUGAUUUCAGCUCUUGUCCAGAGUGGUCGGCGUGUAGGAAUCAUCCGGUGUAUUCCUUGUGGAGACAAGCGUCACAAAAUGUGAGUUGAGUGUCUCGGCAGCGCACGCAGCUGUGCUGUUUAUCAUUUAUAUGCAACAUACUGUUCCAAAAGCAGCUGUGGAAUAAUGCUCCCGUGUGAUUUUCUUCACUCAAUCGUUAGUUUGCGGAGAUGGCGUGUGGCAACAUCACUGUGUUACUGAACGGGUCGAUUGUCAACGCCUUUAACAAGAAAAGGUUUAAAGUGAUUUAAAUCCAGCAGUUUUGUAGUAACUUUACUUUGUUUGGAUUUAAAAUCAUGUUUUUUUUAAUCUCACAGCAUGUUUGGAAGUGUUGAGCUGGACAGUAUGAACCCUCGCAGGGUGGAUUAUGUCAACAUAAAGGUGGUGACCAAUCUGGAGGGACCGUUUACGUAAGAAUAAACAGUAAUAUGUUCCAAAGCACCACAUUAGUUACACAUUAUAAACUAAAGUCUUUAUGGCUCUCAUUCCAUACACUGAUCUUGCUAUCUUUGAGUGACAGGACUGUUUUUAUUAGCAUGUUUAAUUAAUUUAAUCUGGUUUGACUUUCCAUGUAAUAAAGAUUAAUUCUGCAAAAAUUCUACCAGAUCAUAAAUUUCUCAAUUGAGAGUUGUUGUUGUUGUUGUUGUUCUCAAUGAUAUAAAUAAUCCAUGUGGUAUAUCUACUGUGACGUUGCCAUUAGUUACAGCUCAUAAAGCCGAUGUAAAUGGUGGUACACACUAUGAACUGUUUUCCUCUUCUGCAGAGAGUCAUGUAGUAAAGGAUCCAUUGUAGACCUGAUCCACAUCCUCCAGUCCAGAGGUUUCCGCUGGACUUGCACAGACAAUGACCAGUAGGUGACAUUCAACAAGUCCUUCAAAAACAUAAAUACAUUUAUUUUUCCUAUGAGCUUUAGACGAGCGGGGAGAGAAAAAAUGAUGUUGUGACAAAGCUUGGCUUGAGAUUUAAUCAGAAUACUUAUUUAUUUAUUUAGUCAGGAAAUUCGACUUACUUAGCUUUAGUCACCAAUAUAUAUGUAUGUAUAUAGACAGAAGAAAGGAUCAGGCUUUGAUUCAACCUCACAAAUCUACUGCUAAACUUUCUUAUAAAAAUAAUUUUAAAAGUUUAUCAAACACAUCUGUGAAAAGUGCAUCGAAUCAGUAAUUAAAGCUUCUGUGAGAAAGUUCUGUCUGUUCUGACUUUGGCGCCCCCUGUAGGCAAAGUGGUAACCCUUUCAUUUUGUGGCUGAUUGUGAAAGUGAUGUUUUCUUUUAUCAGAGAAAUUUAGGUCACUAUGGAGGUGUUAAACUUACUGUUUAGAAACUGUCAACCUUGUCCUCAGUGGUAUCAUAUGCUUUAGUACUUUAUAUUUAAGAACUACAGUAUUUGCAUCUGGAGGAGAUGGAAGUGCAUGAUACCAUUGUAGGCACAGAGAAGACAUGCUUGUUUCAGACUAACGUUUUUCCUGCAGACUCAUGUGAGAUACAGAUAUUGACGCAGAUGUUGUGUAAUGACCUUCCUGAAGAAAGUUCCCCGGAGUAACAGAUGUAAUAUUUAUCCACAGGACCCUGAUGAUCCUUCAGUGCAUCCAGAACCCCGAACAGCCGUCCUGCCAAACAUGUGUGAACAGCCUUUUACACAGGAGGGGCUAAAUCACACACAGAAUUUGCAUGUAUUGUUAUUUUUGUUUUGCAGUCUUGUGCUCAGCAAAAGUGCAUCGAAUAAAUCGUAUGCUGAAAAGAUUUCCAGGUAAAGGUCCUUUCACACCAGGACCGUUUUUGUCAUGCAACUAUUUUGGACUUCUGUAUUUUUUUUCGAACCUGUAUCCUGUAAAUGCAAGCGUUCACAUCAGCAACGUUUUCCCGUCUCCCGUUUUCCCGAUAUUGCAGCAUUUAUUUUUUCGGAUCAUGGUCAACUUUUCUAAAUUUUCACAUACUGUGUGUCCACUUCUGACCAAUCAGAUUGCGUGUUGUUGCGACGUCAGAUUCACCGGUAUAUCCAACAUGGCCGACCAGCUGAUUGUUUACAUGUUGGAGAACAGAGUGAUUUAUGAUAAUAGACACAAAUAUUACAAAGAUAACGACCUGAAGGACAACUUGUGGAGAGUCAUAGCGUCGGAUUUCUCAUAUGACGAUGGUUUUUGUGCUCUAACAGUUUGCUAAACGUCUUUGUUUUAACUUUCAUCUGUGCUAAGUAACUUUAGCUCGUAAGCUAACCUGUUCAGAUACAACAUACCAUAUAUAUUUUCACUGUCUCAAACUCAAUCAC
Xyrichtys novacula (pearly razorfish) is the source of this 9295-nucleotide messenger RNA. Lineage: Eukaryota; Metazoa; Chordata; Actinopteri; Labriformes; Labridae. The record is from the annotation of a GenBank genome assembly.